Molecule: messenger RNA, 710 nt
Organism: Bemisia tabaci
Lineage: Eukaryota; Metazoa; Arthropoda; Insecta; Hemiptera; Aleyrodidae
Source: RefSeq, a predicted model, not a curated record
ACAGUAAACAAAGCGAAGAAAAAAUUUCGAAAUCGCGGCAUGUGCAUGUGCGAAAAUCGGAUAAUCCGUUGAAGUUCGAUUGGCUCCUAUCAAUUUUACUCUCAUCAAAAAUGUUCGGAUAAGUCUUUGUCAAACUUUAAAGCUAUCUCGAUUUCAUGUUGGGUUUUCAGUUUCACGUGAGUGGACCGCAGUGAACUACAGAGGCAACGCUACAGUCUGCGUUUCUUUUACUGAACCAAAAUUAGGUCGAAAUUUUGCUAAAAAAAUUGUUCGUCGUUGCCCUACGCCAUGGCAAGCGACAGUCAAUCGUGCAUCGUUUGUCUGAAAGAUAAUGCCAAGCUGUGCUCGCGGUGCCGUAACUUGCGUUAUUGCUCUAAGGAUUGUCAGAAGAAUGAUCGGAAGAUUCACCGACUCCUGUGCUCAGACUAUGCCAGUUUUGAUGCCUCCAGUCGACCCAGUGAUAAUCAUUUUCGAGCCAUCAUUUUCCCUGUAGAGGAGUUUGAACCCAAAUUUGUAUGGAUGCAAUGUCAAGAUGCGUCGGGUUUUCCCUGUCACGGGAACAUAUCAUUAACUCCCUGGCGAACAAGGCGACGGGGCAGUGCAUCACAAGGCAAAGCCGGCCGGCUGACAUGGUUGUCCGGGAGCUAGAACGCGCCCGUUCUUCGGUACCCGCUGCCUAUAGCCGAUUCUUGGCAUAAUCAAGAAGGUGC